AUAAGCAAAUUUACAAGGAGGCUUACCAAUGUGUGUACUGAUAAUCGUCGGAAACAGGAUGUAAGUAAAACAUCAUUUCUAGUGCUGAAACUGCAUUUAUAAGGAGUUGUGCUUUCUUGUCAGCGAUUGUGUAGACCGUAUUCUACGUGGAUAGGUCGUUGUCCAAGGUUUAAUUCCACUUGAAAGCGGGAGGUGGUUCGAUGGCGUGUUGGCGACCCCAUCCUAUCUGAUUGGUCUUCGUUUUUGGUCUGGCGAUGGUGCGCGGCUUGUGGGCGGUGCUUCGGGUGGUGUCCAGCGAGGGACGGGCUUUGUUAAAGCCAAAUAUACCUGUUUCUGGAAGACUAGGCAUUCCAAGAAAUCCUAUAUUUCACUCCACGUCUGUCUCUUUGACGAAUAUAUCAAGCAGUGAGGUGAGAAAGCUGCGAGGGUCUGCAGUCGGGAUGCCUGAAAUUAAUACAGAUAACCUGGACGAGAAGCAGGUCCAGCUGCUGGCAGAGAUGUGUAUCCUUAUUGAUGAGAACGACCAGAAGACUGGAGCAGACAGCAAAAAGAACUGCCACCUCAACUCUAAUAUUGACAAAGGCUUAUUGCAUCGUGCAUUCAGCGUCUUCCUGUUCAACAGUGAAGACAAGCUGCUCUUACAGCAGAGAUCUGAUGCUAAGAUCACUUUUCCAGGGUGUUAUACCAACACAUGCUGCAGUCACCCCUUACACACAUCCAGUGAGCUGGAGGAGCUAGAGGCCAUCGGGGUGAGGAGAGCUGCAUCAAGACGACUGGAAGCAGAGCUGGGAAUUCCCAUGGAUCAGGUUCCACCAGAGGAGAUGACCUAUUUGACCCGUAUCCACUACAAGGCCCAGUCAGACGGUGUGUGGGGGGAACAUGAGAUCGACUACAUCCUCUUCAUGCAGAAAGACAUAGAGGUGAACCCAGACCCCAACGAGAUCAAGACCCACUGUUAUGUCACCAAAGAGGAGCUGAAAGAGAUGCUGAAGAAGGCCAAGAACAACGAGUUACUGAUCACGCCCUGGUUCAGCCUCAUCGCAGAGACCUUCCUGUUCCAGUGGUGGGACAACCUGCAGAACCUCAAACAGUUCAUGGAUCAUGACAAAAUACACAGGAUGUGAUUCUGCGUGGGAUGUGAAUCUUUGGUUACCUCCCAAAAUAGCACUUUAUUCCCUAGGGGCCCUGGUAAAAAGCAGUACACUACAUAGGGAAUAAGGUACCAUUUGGGAUGUAGACAAUGUUUGUGUUGGGUUUACAUGGAAAGCUGCUAUGAGGGAUGUAGGGUACUUUAGUCUUACUAGAGUUUGAGAGUUGAUACUUUUUUUUAGAUUUCUGUGAAUUGAAUAGAAAGAAUGUGGUAGGAAUGGAAAUCAUAUGGAAUUGACUCUUGUUAAAAAAGGAAUGAUUAUGAGGCUGUAUUGAGAUAUGAUUUUUGUAUAGCUUGUUCUGUAUAGCAUUUGUUUUAUGCAGUAGCUAUAUAAGUGCCUGACUGUCACUGAGGCUAAGGUUGUUAUGAACAUUGUUUUUAGCGAUCUGGCACUGUUUCCCAUUUCCCAUUGUAUAGUAAUGUAAAUGUAUUAAUAUGAAUAAGCAGAAUUUUUGUUGCGUUUGACUUCAAUAAAAUAUCUAAUUAGGAAAUCAAAUAAUUUUACAAGUAA
Messenger RNA from Oncorhynchus gorbuscha (pink salmon), 1661 nucleotides. It is a transcript of the gene idi1, whose product is annotated as isopentenyl-diphosphate delta isomerase 1. Lineage: Eukaryota; Metazoa; Chordata; Actinopteri; Salmoniformes; Salmonidae. Gene Ontology annotation, biological process: isopentenyl diphosphate biosynthetic process; isoprenoid biosynthetic process. Gene Ontology annotation, cellular component: cytoplasm. Bases 255 to 1124 code for a protein of 289 amino acids. The record is from RefSeq and is a predicted model, not a curated record. The transcript is spliced from 5 exons. Gene Ontology annotation, molecular function: isopentenyl-diphosphate delta-isomerase activity.